UAGGGGUGCGUCUAACUUAGUCGCAUUGUGCAGUAGCACAUUCAAGGCGCAAACGCAGUAGGAACUUUACUGAACAGACGGUAGCGGUUGGGAGGAUCGCCGGACGAAGUCAGACUGCAGUUUAACAAGUAACGGCCGCACGAGCAGUGAGAGUGAAUAUAGCCGUAAAGAUAUACCUUAUAUAAGCAUCAUGCGCUGGUCCGCGGGCAUGGCGAUGGCGCUCGUGGCGUUGCUCGCACACGUUAGCGCCGAGGAGAACGAUUACAAACCGGCCACCUCCAUGUGCCAGCCCUCAUCAGCUGAUCCUAGGAAGGAGGUCUUAUGUAACUUCAUUCUGUGGCGUCACAAUACAUGAGCAUCGGUCAGACGGAGCAGAUAUGUAUGGGAACUUCAAUCAAGGCCGACUUUCCCAGUUGCCUCCCGGUCAACAAUCAGCAUCUACUUUGAAGCGUACGAAUGACGUCACAGUACCAGACGUCAUCGCAUCGACGCACCUGUACAACCAGGAUGUGAACGGAGCCAGCCUGUGCGCCGAUCUGGACAUCCCUGACACGAAGGCGUCCACUGCCUACCUGCUGUUCAGAGCAGACGAGACAUCGUACUUCCAUAUUGCCGACCAGAAGCAAGUCUUCCUGAGGAGACCGUCCUUUACACCAGUAACAUUCAUCGAGCCAGAUAAGCCUGUCUACAAACCCGGUCAGAAAGUGCAAUCCGUAUCUCAGCCUAUCAUCAGAUCUUACGCCAAUAACGAACCGAUAAAUAAAGUGUGGAUCAAGGACCCUUCUGGCACGCGGAUUGCACAGUGGCUUGACGUCGCAACAGAUGGAGGUAUCGCGAGCUUAGAUUUGAAUCUGUCGGAAGAACCACCGCUAGGCACGUGGGAGAUUGUUGUUACUACAGAGGAUGGAGUGACAAACAAACAAUUCCAAGUAUUAGAAUACGUGCUGCCGAAGUAUGAAGUGACGGUGGGGCCCUCUUCCAAAACCAUCGCGAGAACACUGAGACGCGUGUCGGCUACCAUCUGCGCAAGGUACACGUACGGUAAGCCGGUAGAUGGCGAUGCGGUUUUGUCCGUGUGUCUGGGUUGGACAAACGGUCCGAGUUCUUUUGGACAACAAUUUGACCGUGCCCCGAAACCAACGCCGCCAUCUUGCGUACAUACGCGUCCGCUCGGUUUGCAAGAUGGAUGCCGAGAAUUCGAUGUUGACAUUCAUCAAUUAACCAUUACUGGCCUCGACCUUCGCAGCUACCCAUCGUGGUUUACUGCCGAGAUGACGUUCAGUGCAAACGUCACCGAAGACGACACUGACGUGACCCUGUCUGGCGAGGAAACCGCAGCGGUCGUAGAAGACACUCUUAACCUGGAGAUACGUGGAAGUGACUACUUUAGAGCUCCUAUUCCUUACAUAGCGGAGGUCGUUGCGACGAAAUUUGAUGGCACACGUGCUGGCGGCUUGCUAAUAGAAUUAAGUGGCAUUCAGCAUCGCCAGGUUAGGGCAACAGGACCAGAUGGAACUGCCAGGUUCAUUGUCAACAUUGACCAGGGAACAGAGGGUGUCAAUCUCCAGUUGGAUCUCGUUGUUUUGCAGGUCGUUGCGACGAAAUUUGAUGGCACACGUGCUGGCGGCUUGCUAAUAGAACUAAGUGGCAUCCAGCAUCGCCAGGUUAGGACAACAGGACCAGAUGGAACUGCCAGGUUCAUUGUCAACAUUGACCAGGGAACAGAGAGUGUCAACCUCCAGGCCCGACCCGUCGAUGACACCAAAGGAAUCGAGGGAAAUAAGCACAUUCGGGGAUGGUUCUCCACAACAAACCAGUACGUGCAGAUUGAGGCGCCCUCUGGUGUGAUGCGUUGUGGAGAGAAGGGUAGUGUCACAGUAACGUACACCGUCGAUAAACCCGGAACGCAGCAAUUCUACUACAAAGUUAUCGGCAAGAACAAGAUCCUUAGUGUAGGGACGACUGAGCAUACGGUCACGGCAGAACAGUUUGCGUCAGACCAAGCGCCUGGCGCCAGCAGCACCACGAACCUGUUUGCACUAUUGAAGAAGGCACAACGCCAGCUUGGCGGCCGCCAGAAAGUUGUAAGCUUCGACCUGGAGUUGGACAUCACUCACGAGAUGGCGCCAAAUGUUAAACUGCUUGUAUUCCGCGUGGCAGCGGAGCGCGGCAGGGGUGCCGCGAAGGAGAUUAUCGCUGACAGCAGACAAAUCGACAUAGAGAAAUGCCUGCGCAAUAAGGUGUCGAUCAGCUUUGAUGAGCGAGAGCAGACACCGGGUUCAGGAGCGACGCUGCAGAUACGAGCCAGCCCACGCUCCCUCUGUGCCGUCGGUGUCGUCGACAAGAGCGUCACGCUGCUGGCAGACAGCAACCCUAUUACAGCGGCUUCGGUGUUUGAAAAGCUCGGGAAUAGCGUGCGAAUAGAUCAAACAUUCUACAGUAUCAGCGAUUACUGUAGAAGUAAACACGGAGAGCCGGGACCGCCUUCAACACCACCACCACCGCCUCCAAUUCCCCUUGACGACGACAAGCGUUGUCGUUACGUGUGGGCUAACACUGAGUAUGUCGACUCGAGACUGGCGUUCCAGGAUCUGGGAUUGCUGGUCAUGACAGACAUGAACGUCGAUGCAAGACCUUGCAAGUCUGAGGGGUUGGAGCAUUUCCCAAUAUUUUUCCAAAGAGGAGGUCCUGGUCCAUUUGCAUUUGGCGGUGGUGGCGCAAACGUACUCGACGAUGUCGAUAUCGAGCCCCAAGCAGCGCCAUCUACGCCCGACGUUAGGACGUUCUUCCCAGAAACGUGGUUGUGGUCGCUGGAGAGAGUCGAUGACAGCGGCGAACUGCUAGUUCGUACCGAGGUGCCGGACACGAUCACGGACUGGGUUGGAGGCGGCUUCUGCACGAGUGAGGAGACAGGGCUCGGCAUCUCCCCGCCGCUCGCCCUGCGCGCCUUCCAGCCGUUCUUCGUCUCCUACACGCUGCCCUACUCCGUCAUUCGCGGGGAGAAGGUGCCCCUCAUCGUGUCCGUCUUUAACUACCUCUCCGACUGUCUGGCGAUUUCUCUUACUCUCGAUGAAUCGAUGGCCUUUGACAUCAUUGAUGAGAAUGAGGCUGAGAUAUGCGUCUGUGGAGGCCAAUCUACAACACACAGAUUCAUGAUUGAACCCCGAGAGCUAGGCGACGUCAACAUCACCGUACACGCCAUGACUGCUGACUCUGGUGGCGCCAUCUGUCGAGCCGGUGCCGUCAUGAGCACAGUCACAGGCGUCCGUGAUGCGAUCACGCAGCCACUGCUGGUGGAGGCGGAGGGCGUAGAGAAAUCCUACUCUAUUAACUGGUUCGUCUGUCCAGAAGACGGGGAACCCUUCUCUGACACCAUGGAUCUCGUGUUGCCCUCCGAAAGCCUAGUACCAGAUUCUGGUCGCGCGAGGGUAUCCGUUAUCGGUGACGUCAUGGGAGCUCCCUUAGAGAAUCUUGACGAACUCCUGACGAUGCCGCACGGAUGCGGGGAGCAGAACAUGAUAACGUUCGCUCCUGACAUCUACAUCAUGGAAUAUCUGACGGCCACCGAUCAGGUGACGCCCGAAAUCGAGGACAAAGCUGUGGGAUACAUGAAGUCUGGCUACCAGAGGAGCUGACGUAUAAGCACACGGACGGCGCUAUAGCGCGUUCGGUAACCGCGACGAGGAGGGCAGCAUGUGGUUGACAGCGUUCGUCGUGCGCUGCUUUGCGCAGGCGCAGCCAUUCAUCUAUGUCGACCCGAAUGAGAUCGACAUGAGUGCGCGCUGGAUCAUACAACAGCAGACGAAGGAUGGAUGCUUCCCUGUGAUCGGCACGCUUCACCACAGCGACAUGAACGGAGGCGUUGGCAACGCGAAAACAAAGCGACGCUAACAGCCUAUGUCGUGACGUCUUGAUUGAGCCAACGUGGC
Molecule: messenger RNA, 3929 nt
Organism: Priapulus caudatus
Lineage: Eukaryota; Metazoa; Priapulida; Priapulimorpha; Priapulimorphida; Priapulidae
Product: alpha-1-inhibitor 3-like
Exons: 26
Coding region: 378-3635 (1085 amino acids)
Molecular function (GO): endopeptidase inhibitor activity
Source: RefSeq, a predicted model, not a curated record